AACACAUAUUUAAUAUAAAUGAAAGAUUCUCCAUGCAACACAAAAAUUCGAACGAUUCGUUGCGUAACAAAUUUUUAUAAAUAAAAUUACAAGUGCCAACAACACCAUGGAAAAAAUCAUUAUUUUUAUUAUUAUUAUAAUUUUUUUUAUGAACGUUUUUGGAGAACUACGGGAAGCAUAUGAAUGGAAACAAGUGACGUUUCUUUGGCCCAGUGAUUCGGUUAGAAGAAGUGCAAUACGAAAUGGGGAAUACAUUCCGGAAAAUAAUAUGCCAAUGGGGUUAGCUAGAUGGCAUAAUAAAAUGUUUAUUACUUUACCAAGAUGGAAACGUGGUGUUGCCGCUACACUGACAUACAUAAACAUGCAAUCGUCAAAAAAAUCACCAACUCUAAUCCCUUAUCCCAGUUUUGAAUCAAAUCGAAUACCAAAUGGUAGGAAUAUAAAAGACGAUGUCAUUAUAUCCACCUUCAGAGUACAAGUAGACGUUUGCGAUAGACUGUGGGUCAUAGAUUCCGGUUCUUUCGAUUUUUUCAAUAACACCAAACAAGUUUCUCCACCUUCAAUUCUAAUUUUUGAUCUUAAUACGGACACCCUAUUGAGAAAGUAUUAUUUAGCGGAUGGUGAUGUGGCGUGUGACGGGAGCUCUGUUAUACCUGACAUCAUUGUUGAUGUGACUAGAAAUACUUGCAAUCAAGCUUUUGCUUACUUACCGGAUUUGGGAGGUUAUGGUCUUAUAGUAUAUUCUUUCGCUGAAAAUAGAUCGUGGAGAAUAUCCCACAAUUUUUUCCACAUGGAUCCUAACGAAGGAGAUUUGUGGAUUGGAGGAAUUAACAUCCAAUGGAACGAUGGAAUUUUCGGAGUGGCUCUUGGAGAUACGAACGCAAGGGGUUUUCGCAAGGUGUAUUUCCAUUCAAUGAUCAGUACUCACGAAUAUUCAGUUAGUUCAGAAGUUCUGAGAAAUGAAACGAUGGCGACAUCGUCAAAUAAUUAUAAUUUAUUCAAGCACGAAGGUAACAGAGGAAGACGUUCACAAGCUUCUCCUUCAGAUUACGAUAGAGAAACUAGUGUACUAUUCAUGAAUCAACUACAAAAAGACGCUAUUGCUUGUUGGAAUACAAACAAAAAACUCGACGAAAAUUCUUUCACUCUCAUAGAACAAGACCACGAGAGAUUAGAAUUUAUAAAUGAUAUAUACAUUGAUCAAAAUAGAAAUCUUUGGGUUUUAUCAGACAGAAUGACAAAAUUUUUAUAUGGAAAUCUCAAUCCCAACGAUGUAAACUAUAGGAUAUUGUAUACUACAGUAGAUCGUGCGAUUAGAGGCACUUCUUGUGAAUAUAAUAGGUUGUAAAUUUUUUUCAACAAAAUAUAAAUAUUAAGCUA
Molecule: messenger RNA, 1380 nt
Organism: Diorhabda carinulata
Lineage: Eukaryota; Metazoa; Arthropoda; Insecta; Coleoptera; Chrysomelidae
Product: protein yellow-like
Exons: 6
Coding region: 107-1348 (413 amino acids)
Cellular component (GO): extracellular region
Source: RefSeq, a predicted model, not a curated record